AUGAGCAAACAAGCUGAAGUCGGCGCCCUUGGCGAGGUGGUCCCGGAGAGCGCCAGCGACGAUGUCGUUAUGGGCGAGAAGCAGGGAACCUCCAGGGACGUGGAGGAUAUGAAGCGUAUGGGCAAAGAACAAUUGUUCAAGCGUAACUUUGGUUUUUUGUCCAUCUUCGGCUUUGCUAUGAUUCUGAUGCAAACAUGGCAAGCGCUGCUCGGAACUAUUGUCUUUGGUCUGGGUAAUGGUGGAACAGCGGGUUUGAUAUACUUGUACAUCAUCGUCGUGGUCUUUUUCACUCUGGUCAAUGUUUCCAUGGCCGAGAUGGCCUCCAUGGCCCCAACAGCAGGUGGUCAAUAUCACUGGAUCUCCGAGUUUGCGCCUCGAAGCCAGCAGAAGCUUCUUUCGUUCAUCGUUGGCUGGCUCUGUACCCUUGGCUGGCAAAGCGGUGUGUCAAUUGGCUGCUUUUUGGCGGCCACCGAGAUCCAAGGUCUGAUUGUCCUCAACAACGACUCUUACGUCUAUGAGCGAUGGCAUGGAACUCUCCUCACCAUUGCCAUUGUGCUCUUUGUCGCCUUUUUCAACACCUUCCUCGCCAAGCAUCUCCCGCUGGUCGAGGGUAUGGUUCUCUGCUUGCACGUUGGCGGCUUCAUCUGCAUCCUUGUUCCACUGUGGGUUCUUGGCCCUCGUGGAAACUCACACGAGAUCUGGACCGUCUUUGAAGAUGGCGGCAAUUGGGGUUCAACUGGUCUCGCAACCCUUGUCGGUAUCAUCACGCCCGCUACCGCUUUUCUCGGUGCCGAUGCCGCUGUGCACAUGGCCGAGGAGUUGAGGAACGCUUCCAAGACUCUCCCGAGGGUCAUGAUCUGGACUUCCAUUGUCAACGGUGCUCUCGGUUUCAUUAUGCUUGUGACUUUCUGCUAUACUCUCGGCGACCUGGAUAGUGUGCUCUCGACUCCGACCGGCUACCCCUUUAUUCAAGUUUUCUACAAUGCAACCGGUUCCAAGGGCGGUGCCACGGCCAUGUCAUGCAUCCUCGUUCUAUCGGCCGUGGCCAAUGGUAUGACCAACAUGGCUACAGCGUCUCGUCAACUCUUCGCUUUCGCUCGUGACAAGGGUCUACCCUUCCACGGCUGGUUCGCCAAGGUCGACCCUCGGUUCGAGAUUCCAGUCAACGCUGUUCUUUUCACCAUCACCUUCUCGGUCCUGUUCUCCCUCGUCAACAUCGGCUCAACCGUCGCCUUCAACCAAAUUCUGUCGCUUGGUGUUGCGGCCUUGCUGUCCUCAUACUUUAUCUCUAUCUCCUGCGUUAUGUGGCGCCGAGUUCGCAAUCAACCGCUCCUCGACCGAGUUUUUGACCUUGGCCGUUGGGGAGUUCCCGUCAACCUUGCCUCGGUGGCAUUCCUUCUCCUGGCCUUUGUGAUGAGUUUCUUCCCUGGGACGGCCAAUCCGACCCCGCAAACCAUGAACUGGUCUUGCUUGGCAUAUGGAUCUGUGCUCAUUAUUGGAGGUGUUUACUACGUCUUCUGGGCACGACACCAUUACGUCGGACCUGUGGAGUACGUCCGCAAGAGCGCUUAA
Molecule: messenger RNA, 1572 nt
Organism: Fonsecaea multimorphosa CBS 102226
Lineage: Eukaryota; Fungi; Ascomycota; Eurotiomycetes; Chaetothyriales; Herpotrichiellaceae
Exons: 8
Coding region: 1-1572 (523 amino acids)
Biological process (GO): transmembrane transport
Cellular component (GO): membrane
Molecular function (GO): transmembrane transporter activity
Source: RefSeq, a predicted model, not a curated record